Molecule: messenger RNA, 1506 nt
Organism: Folsomia candida
Lineage: Eukaryota; Metazoa; Arthropoda; Collembola; Entomobryomorpha; Isotomidae
Product: serine protease AprX
Exons: 3
Coding region: 885-1379 (164 amino acids)
Biological process (GO): proteolysis
Molecular function (GO): serine-type endopeptidase activity
Source: RefSeq, a predicted model, not a curated record
AGCACAACUUCACAAUACCAAUAGCUCAGAACAAGCAACCAUGAACUUACUUAUAUUCUAUCAUGUCGUCCUCAUUUUUACCGCAAUUUCCGCCGGGAAAAUUGACCCAUUACUGAAGGAAGCUGUCGACAACAAUGUAGAAACCGAAGCAAUCGUCGAAUUUCCCAAUAUCCAAAAUCAGAUUUCUGGCCUUGAGUCCAUGUCCGGUGACGCCAAGAUGAACCACCUGGUCGCAUCGUUGAAAGCACUCACCUCCACAACGCAAGCGCCGGUCGUCACUGCGGCCGAUUCUCUGAACCUGACUACACAGCAAUUCUGGAUAGCAAACAUUGUACAGGUGAAGGGUCUAACACCAGAAAAACUGAUCGACUUGGCUUCCAUCGAAGGGGACUUCAUAAUCCGACCGCAACAUAAGUUGUCACUCCCCCCUAUGAGUCAAGAACCUGUAGCAAACAUUACUAACACAGUGCAAUGGGGAGUGGAAAGAAUUAGAGCACCCGAAAUUUGGAAGUAUACCAAAGGUGAAGGCAUUGUGGUUGGAAUUAUCGAUAGUGGGGUCAAUUUGGGUCACAUUUCUCUCACCGAGUCAUUCACCGGACAAUGGCUUGACCCACACUAUUCAACGGAAAAGCCUACUGAUGUACUUGGGCAUGGUACCCACGUUGCAGGAAUCAUUCUCGGCCGCCAUGGAGUUGGAGUAGCGCCUAACGCUAGAUGGAUGGCCUGUCGAGGUAUUUCAGAUUAUGGCCAGGCUAAUGAAUCGACUUUUACACAGUGCGCCGAGUUCAUGCUGACGUCAAACCCGAGACCGAAUAUUGUCUCAAAUUCGUGGGGUAUUGCUGGCGGGAUUCCGUGGUUCGACUCACAAAUUAGCGCGUGGCGUCAUGCCGGAAUUAUCCCAGUCUUUUGCGAGCGGUAACGAUGGCCCAGCUUGUCAGACUGUCGGAUCUCCAGGUGAUAACCGUCAUGUGAUUGCUGUCGGCUCGACAGACGAAACUGAUGAAGUAUCUUGGUUUUCAUCUCGCGGGCCGAGUUAUCAAUAUAAUCUGAAACCAGAACUGUCUGCGCCGGGUAAUAACAUUGUUUCGUGCGGGACGGGGACGUAUAACUUUGUCAGUAUGUCGGGAACGUCAAUGGCAGCCCCACACGUCGCCGGUGCAAUUGCUCUCCUCCUCUCUGCCAAUCCGUUGUUAGGAUUUGGUGACGUGUAUCGCGCACUAACUACCUAUGUAUACCAGCCACGCCUUGCAUCUGGCGACAAGAAUUGUGGACUCCCAACUGGCGCCGACUUUCCUAACAAUGCUUAUGGUUACGGUAUAAUUGAUGUCGCAGCUGCUUUCAGCUAUGGCAGGGCAAAUAGGCCACCAACUGCGAAUUAAUUCUUCUCUUUUUAUUGAAGACAAUAAACUGGACAGAUAUCUACUGUAAUUUUAUAUCCUUUAUAAUAUCCUGUGAUGGAAAUGCGUUCCAAAAAAAAACAAUUAUGAAUUUUAUUUUAAUCAAAAA